Messenger RNA from Cherax quadricarinatus, 17535 nucleotides. RefSeq names its product ankyrin repeat domain-containing protein 10. NCBI's taxonomy places the organism in Eukaryota, Metazoa, Arthropoda, Malacostraca, Decapoda, Parastacidae. Gene Ontology annotation, molecular function: protein binding. The record is from RefSeq and is a predicted model, not a curated record.
UAGUGUCAGCCGGCACUGACUAGUGUUGUGCUGGAGACACACACAGCGUCCAGCACCCGUCUUAUACACUACCUCGCUCUUCACUCACAUUACACACUCAUCAUAUACCAUGAGUGACGUGUCUGGUGAGUGCCACAGGAGUGGCAAUGGCAGCUGGAGCCUCAUGAGUGAGAAUACAUUAUCUGUGAACUUUCCACUGCACCGCGCGUGUCGUGAUGGUGAUGCUGCCGCCCUCACCUCUCUCCUCCUCCACGCCCACGCUCACGCCCACCUCACACUCGAGGAUACCUACUACGGCUGGACGCCCACACACUGGGCCGCUUACUUCGGCAAGAUUGAGUGUCUGCGAGUGCUAGUCAGUGGUGUGGGUAAUGGAGUGGCUGCACAUCCUGCCAUGACAACCUCUCGCUUUACACAGACUCCUGCACACAUUGCUGCCUUUGCUGGCCACCCUCAUUGUUUACAGUGGCUCUUGCAGUCUGGAGUUGAUCCAAAUGCACAGGAUUACUUGGGAGAGACGGCUCUACACAAGGCAGCACGCACAGGCUCCACAGAAUGUGUUAAUCUUCUGAUUGAAAACAAGGCAAAAAUUGGACUUCGAAACAACAAUUGCCAGACAGCUGCUCAACUUGCAAAUGCAUGCAGUUACAGAGCCCUUGCUGAUCACCUGUUGCAACUGGAAGGAAAGCAAGGUUUGACAGCAGAAGUGAAUGGCUCCAUCAGUCGUAGUGUUCCAGCUCAUGGUCUUAAUGGGGGAGUCUUCCCACACUGUGUCCAGUCUGCUCUUGUCACUAAUAAAGCCCUCCCUGUACUUACAAAUGGUGCAACUACUACUAAUUUGUCUUGUGUAACCACUGGAAAUGGACAUGCACUUGCUACCAAUGGUGAUGGCAGCAGUGGUACAUGCAGUUCAUCUAAUGGCUAUUACGGAUUUCAGCCUGCAAAAUGUCAAGAUAAUGGGCAAGUGAAUGGCCAAGCAAAUAAUUUCAUUGAUGGCCAAAACAUGCAAUCUGACAUGGAUUGUGACAUGGAGACAGACAUGACUCCAGUUAAUGAUAACUGCAAUGGAACUGCAGUCAAUCACACACAGGGCUCUGAGUCCAGCUUUACUAAUGUCACUGUAAAUGGUUCUCAGUCUGAACCAAUGAAUGGCCAUGCAGAUAACAUCACAGUUGGUUUUACUAAUGGACAUGUAAUUGGAACUGUUCUUGGAUUUGCAAGUGGCCACACUCUUGGAAACAUGGCCAGUGUCACUAAUGGCCAGAGUGCUAAAGUAAUCCCUGGUAUUACAAGUGAAAAUAAUCUAAAUGGCACAGAUGAAUGUACAUUAAAAGCACACAGUAAGAUAGGAGAAGACGUUACCCUUAACCCUGGAGUUUCACAAAACCACAUUCCAAUAGCAGGCUGCAAAAGAUCAAGAGAAGAAGGAUUUAUUCCAGAGAUGAAGCGCAUGAGAACUGAGGACAACUCACUAGAGACGACAUCUAAGGAGGAAACUGUGAGCACAGUGAUGGGUUCUGCUCACAGUGGUACUCACAGUGCCAACAUGGAGACAGCUCACUCAUUUAAGUGCCUAACUCAUGAGCACACAUCCCCUUCCUCAACACAUCCACUCACUCCUCAAAAUUCUAUGUCAAAAGCACAAGAGCAGCAACAAUGGAUCUGGGUGGUUUAGAGUUGCUGGGGCUGAUGGUGUUAAGUAAGUCUCAACCCAGAUUCACAUUGCUUUCUUCUAAAAUAACUCAGGAAGAGAAAUAUUAAUACUGUAGUGUCUGUCAUGACCUAGACAGUAAAAGGCUAACAGAGUUGUGAGCAGUGCUGUACUAAGUACAGUGAUACUGUACAGACCUUUAAUUGGAAGAUUAACAUAAAUGUGUACAAGGCCCACCAUCCAGUCACAAUAAUUACCCUAUAUGUGGGGCUCCUGAAUUCUGGAUUUCAGUGUGGUCUGAGGUUAAGGUGUUAGAUGUACAAGUUGUAAAUUAGAAUAUUGUUCAAACUGAAACCCCGCACAGAUAGUAUUCUGGUCUACUCAAGUAAUUUGUAGUGUUUAUUUUCUCUCUCUUUCUUUUAAUUGCUUUACAUUUCAAUCAUAAUUUUAUCUGGAACCUACAAUGUUACUUAAAAGUGUUCCUUACUUCAUUAAAUAGUUUACUAUCUUAAUAAUUUAAAAAUGUCAGCUUUGUAUAUAAGCUGAUUUUUGCCAAAUUUGUAAAAGAAAAUUGUAAACUAGCUAUAUUUUCUCUAUGCUUAUCCUAUGGUCCCAGAACCUUGGAGGAAAAGACUGGACGCAGAAGUAUAGUUUCUGUUUCAAGCUUAGAGGGAGGAUCGAGCCUCCAUCACCCCUUGCCCUGAACAUACCACAUGGGAGCAGUACUUCACAUAAAUAAAAAUAAUAAAAUCCAAAAAUGGAAUCUUUCUGUGUGGAAGAAGCCCCGUUUUAAAAAGUGUAAGGUUUGAUGAUUUUGAUUUUCAUGGCCUGUUAUUUGUUAUUUGCACGGUUCAUUAAGACACAUUAAUAAGCUGUUCAGGUAAUAAAUGCAUAAAAUUUAUUACUGUUAUUGGCAUUUGGAAUGGGUAAGAUAAGGUAUAUACUGUCGGGAAAUUUCAGGAGUAAAGAAUGUAAUAGUGAAGUGAAAAAAAAAGUAUAGUACAUUAAUGAGGAAGACAGACUCAUGGAGGAUUCAGCUAAAUGUAUAACACUGACAUAAUUAACAUUCAUAGGCACUAAGUUAAUGCUCCUGACAUUCUUACCUCUCUCUACACAAGAUAAACCUAACCACUGUUUAGGAACAUGCUAACUCCAGCUAAUGAGGUACAUGUUUCAAAAUGUGCUGUCAUUAUUGAAUAAUGUAUGGGUUAUAGUACAAGGCAGGCUUAAUUUUAUUUUAUUUAGAAUAAUUUCAGGAUAUUAUGGGGUGGGUGGAGACACUUCACAUGUUUCUUUAUACCUUUUGCCCCAGUUAACCUAGCAGUUGAUAGGAGCAGGACCUGAGUGUUAAUUGACGUGGGUGGUAUCCUAAGAAAUACAUGUAGUAGUAUACAGACUCCACAAAUAAUAUUGGGCUACUGCCAAAUUGCAGAAGAAUUUUUAGUAUGGGCCUACUGCCCAUACUUGGCAUGUUCUUUUCAAAUCCAACCCCAUCUUAUUUUGAAACUUUCCAAGGAAUUAGUUUAACCCUUUCAGAGUCAACAGGCCCUCUCCUAAACUUGUUCUCAGGGUUGGAAAUUUUUCGGGGGGGGGGGGGGGGAUCUGUGAAAUGAUAGAGAAUCUUUUCUCGGUCAUAAUGACACCAAAAGUAUGAAAUUUGAUGGAAAACUUGUGGAAUUAUGCUCUUGCAAAGUUAGCGGUCUCAAUGAUGUUUACACAUCGGCGAUUUCACCCAUUUUGAGUCCUAUUUUCAGCCAAUUCCAAUGUACCAGUCGACAAAAAUCAUAACAAUUUCGCUAGAACUCCAUUUUUUUCUAUUGAAUGAGUACAAGAAACCACCCAUUUACCGAUUUCAACUAUCCAGUAAAGUGGCCAGAAAUUGGCAAUUUUGCGAAUUUCACACAAAUUUCAAAAAAUGCCAAUUUCCAAAUAGGGUCCAGAAUAAACAAGACAGACAUUCCGGGCACUAAAAUAACAUUUUUUCUGUUCAUUAGUCACGUCCCCAGGCCUCUCUUACAUUUCUUUUGCUUUCCACUUCGAAUUUUUAUUCUCACAAAAAAAUAAAAGAUUUACUGUUAUGCAGAUUGCUGCAUUAGUGUAGAAAUUGUAUAAAUAAUAUCAGCGCACUUGUGAAAGAAUAUUAGACUCACCAGUUGACGUGUAUUGAACGCGUGGCAAGAUUUGUUUACUUUUGAACUUUGGCAAAAAUCAAACAUUUCUGCUACUUUGAGCUCAAUUUCAAGGUACUUUUCAUUGUGAAAUCAAUCAAUAUCAUCUCAAUUUCUGUAAUAUGUCUUCCAUUCUAUAAAAUGAGACCAGGAAAACUAGAAUACAACUAUAAAUAGCAUACGAAAAUACACUGCAAAGUCACUGUUUUAAAGCAAAAACAUGGUCGGAAUUUUUUUUUUCUCAUUAUGCACUGUGUGCUGCAGGAUUUUUUUUUAUACUGUGCACACUGACCACAUAGACCCAUUCUUUCAUAUCUAGGCCUACCAGCUUUCUCUCGCUAGAUUUGAAGGCACUAUAAUUUAUGCAUACUAGUACGGCACCAACCCUGAAAGGGUUAAACUCUGCAAACGUAGAUCUAUGUUCACGUGCAUAGCGUUCCGACCUUGAUUUUCCUCAUUUGAAAGCAUGUAAAAAAAAUGUAGAUCUACGUUCGGAGUCCCUCGCACGUAGACGUAGAUCUACGUUUGAACAGUUUAAGGGUUAAAUAACCCUACCAAGUUUCCCAUGCUGUGAGGGUCUUACUGAAACCUAACCCUUCUGUCGUGUAUAUUUGUCUAGCUUAUUUUUAAAGCUACCCAAGGCUUCAGCUUCAUUGACCCUACUUGAAAGAUUUCUCCAUUCAUAAACAACAACUCUAUUGCUGAACCAAUACUUUCCUACAUCCUUUCUAAAUCUAAAUUUAUAAAGUUUAAAUUCAUUAUUUUCAGUUGUCAUGAUUAUAUAUCCUUAGUACUUGAUUUAUAUUGCCUUUAUUUAUGCCCAUCUUUUAGUUGUAUACAUCAGCCAUGUCUCCCCUCAUUCUGUGACUUUCAAGAGUAGAUUCAAUGCUUCCAAUCUGAACUCACAUAAAAGAUUCCUUACACAGUGAACCAAUCUUGUUAUUCUUCUCUGUAUAUUCUGUAUAUCCAUUCUAGUAUGGAGACCAGAACUGGGCUGCAUAAUCUAAGUGAGGUCUUACUGAUGAUAUAUAGAGGUCUUACUAAUGAUGAAUACAUCUGUAGUAUAACCUCUGGGCUCCUGUUACUUAUACGGUGGUACCUUGACUUAUGAGUCCCCUAACUUAUGAGUUUUCCUAGUUACGAGCCGUCGCUCGCUUGAUUUUUUGCGUUGAGUUGCGAGCCAAAAUCUGAGUUACGAGUAAGCUUCAGAUACACCACCAAUCACAGGAGAUACCGAGGAAAUAUCAAAAACCUCGAUAAUAACCAAUAUGUAACAUCCUUUCAAUUUUGAUACCACUGAAUGUCAUCCUGUCAGAAUGUUCUAUAACAUGUGCCCUAAGUAAAGAGAAACAAUUCUAGAACAUGUAAUACGUGUUCUGCAGGCUGGCUGGUUGGGUGGCUGAUUUUCUUUGGCUGUCUAUCUCUGUCUGUCUCUCUCUCUCUCUAUCUCACAGGUACACACAAAUACAGUUAUACAUAGUGUAAAUUACCUAGGAUAACCCAAAAAAAUCUAUGCUUGUAGAUAUAAGGCAUAAUAAGCAUGAUUGGUAAGUAAUACACAUUUUCCCUUGUUCAGGAAUCAGAUGUGACGACUCUGCAUUGUGCGUAAUACCUGUUGGUUCAUGAGCGACUCUCUCUGAGACAGAGACAAGUAGAGAGACAGGAAGACAAACACACAGACAGAAACACAGAUAAGCAGAGACAGAGAUAAACAUAGACAGAGCUAGACAGACAAACAGACAGACAGAUAGACAGAAACAGAUACAUGUUUAUGUGUAACAGUGAAAAAUAGUCAAGGCAGUGCACAGUCAUCAAAUGUCACUCCACUGCUGCACUGUCAGCAGUGGAGUGACACUCAUCUUACACUGUGCUUCAAGGAGUUUUAUAUAUACUCCAGCAUUUCUAAAACAUUGCUGGGACCUGGCAAAAAAGGCAAAAAUAAUUUCUUAUUUAUAAAUACAUUUUUCUUAUUUAAAAACCCAAAGCAAAAAAACUGGGGUGGUUUUUUGGGGGCUGGAGUGGAUUAAUGGCAUUUCAGUUAAUUUCAGUGAGGAAAAUUGAUUUGAUAUACGAGCAAAUUGAGUUACAAGCUCGGCCAUCGAACAAAUUAAACUCGUAAGUCAAGGUACCACUGUACCUUAUAAAUCCAAUAAUCUGUUACCAUUAUUACACACAAAGAUAUUGUUGUCUUGGCUUCAGGUUACUGCUUACCAUCACACCUAAGCCCUUUUCAUAUUCUGCUUGAUCAUAUUCUAUGACUCGCAAAAUCAUAACACAGUUGCAAACAAAUCAGGGAAUGGGUGGGGUUUGAACCCAUGGCAAGUGAGUCCUGAAACUCUCAGGCCAAUGUUUUGACACACUGGCCUGUGAGUUGUAUGACUCAAGGACUAACCUGCCAUGUUUUCAAACCCCACCCAUUCCCUGAUUCAUUUGUAAUUGUGUUAUUAGGAUUUUGUGAGAUGAUGGCAGCUUUGAGGGGACUUGAAUUGAAGUGCACCACAGCCACACUAGUAUGGGAUUCAUCAUAUUCUAUAUUACUUAGUUAAGUGUCAAGGUUAUUUACAUUCCUAAGAAUUAAAACUUUAUAAUUACUUACACUGAACUGCAUCUGCCUUUUUUUUUUUUAGAUCACUACAUUACCUUGUCUAUAUUUUCCUGAAUUUCAGUGGUAUCUUCCCCUGAACCUAUUACAGUAUUUGGAUUGUUUUUUGUCAUUCAGUGAAUCUACUUAUGUCACUAGUUAUUCCCUCACCAAGGUUAUUUAUAUAAAUUAUGUACAACAAUGGGCCUACAAUUUAUUCUUGUGGAAUGCCACAUAUGAAUGGUCACAUUCAGAUUUUACUCAAUUUAUGCAGAUACUUUGUUAUCUAUGCCAACCUUGCCUUGUUAUUUGAUUCUGGAUUCUGGUCAAGGAAUUCCAAUCAAUUUGUCUAAAAUUAUAUUCUUUACGAUAAUUUCAUUUUCUUGUCUUGGAUCCAAGCCUUCACGUUUUCAUCCCAGAGUAGUUGUCCUUUGUUGUUUUCUAAGUUUAGGGGUCAGUAUUGUAUGCCUAAAAUCAAAUUUUAAUUUUCUCUCAAAAAUUUGCAACCAUACAGAUUCAGUUUCAGACUUUAUAUAAUUUCUGACACAGAAGUUCAAGUUUUCUCUGGCAUACUUCUUUCUUGUUGUUUUUAUCAGUGUUGAAUAAUGUAAAUUUUGACUUAGAUAUAAAAGACUGGAUCUGUACAGUGAGUAUGCAUAGUAUAAGAACAAAAUCCCAACCCACACAGUGCAUUAAGGAAAAAGCAGAACUCGGACCUUGUGCUUGAUUUAAAACUGCAAUUUUUGAGGUGUUUUCUCGGAUGGCUUUUAUGAUUUUUAUUGGCUGUUACUUGGUAUAUUUUAUUUUCCGAGAAAGAGGGUAAAUCUUUGAUUUUUUGUAUAAAUAUGAAUUCAGAAUGAAAAGCAAACUGUAAUAUAGGAGAGACCAGGAAACAUGAUUAAUGACAAGAGGAAACAUUGUUUUAGUGCCUGGAAUGUCUACAUUGUUUAUUUUGGACUCUGUUUUUAAAUUGUAUUUUUUUUUUAAUUUUGUGUAAAAUAGGGUAGUUGUCAGUUGAAUGGGCAGUUUGUGUGCUCAGUCAAUAGAAUGAAAGGCAUAAUAGCAAAAGAAGUAAGAAUUUAGUCAAAUGGGACUCAAAGUUGGCAAAAUUGGCGCUGCAUAAAUUGCGCCCAAACUGCUAACAUUGCGCCUGUAUAUUUCCAUAAGUUAUCCAUCAAAUUUCAUACCUUUAGUGUCAUUACCUCCAGAAAAAGAUUCUCUACCAUUUCAGAAGAAUUUUUCUUUUCAUAAAGUGGACACUGAGAGCAACAUUAACAUCAGGGGAUUGGGCAGUGAAAGGUUAAGUUGAUUUCCAAUAAAGAAAGUAGGGAAGACUAAAAAUUAUGCUUUGGUGCUUAGUUUCCCAAUUGUGGAGGCAAAAUAGGAGGAUGGGGUGUCUGUGGCUUCCUGUUUUCUCACUGAUGCUGGUUUUGUGGUCUUUGAAUCAAUCAAGAUGCUGCCUAAGAUUACUGUAAUUGGUCUUUCACUUUCUUGUUCUGUUGAUGGAAUUGUUUCUGAUAUUCAUGCUCAUCAUCCUCAAAUCAAAGACCUACAUGAGAACAGUCAUGUUCUUAACUUUUGUUUCUCAAAAUUUAUGAUAGCAGGUUGGCUGUACUGAAGGCUUUUGUUAUCUGAAAUGUUGUCAGUAAAAAUGGACACUAUAUGGGUUGGCUUGACUAGGUGUAGGUUUGUAGCAGGUUUUGGGUGACUCAUUGCUGUCAUUGGCAGGGCUUUAGUCAUACCACAUUUUGUGGUGGUGAUCAUGAGUAUAGAAAAUGUGAUAAUAAAUUAUCUCCCAUUUUGCUUUAGUUGUUCCUCUAGAGAUUCUCCCUGAAGCACAAUUCACUGCUUUGUAUCUUGCUCACUCUCCCAAGACAUUGUCAUAACAUCACAAAUUAAUGGAGAAUACAAUCUUUACAGCCUCAAAAGCUUCCAAAGUUCUCCUCAGGUUCUGCAAAACCUUUGAAGGUAGGAUAAUUGCAUAUCAGUUUUCUCUUGAUAUGUUAUAUUUGAUGGAAAUAUGGCUGUUUAGAGUCUGGUACCAGUGGUUGCAGCUGCUCUCCUCAGAUCUUUUUUUAUUUAUCACAUUCCAAAGUUAGUUGCUCUUUGGGUGGUGGAGGGAGUCAAUUAUUUUUCAUUUUGUCAAGUGUACAUCAUAUCUUAACUGGUCAGCCUGUCAUGUCAUCAGCAGAUUGUGAGGCUGAUGGUUGUGUAUCAUCAUGGCUGAGAAUCCUUUUCUUUAUUUAUUUGGAUUAUUCAUUGAAUCCUUAGCAAGAAGAACGGUCAUUCUGUUGUGUGUGAUAAUUUUAACUACUGGGUUUAUUGUCCACAAUUUUUUAGUUUUUAGUUUAAUAUCUUCAUUAUGCACCCCAUACCCAUCCUGUGGUGGUAGUCAGAGGAUUACAGAGGUACAUAAUGGGUUGAGGGACUGGGCCCCAAAGUUUUGAUAGCUGAACAAGGUACAUAGGUAAUGAGCUCCAGGUAAUGAACCACAGUCAUGCAAGUUCUUGGAAUUAAUGGAUUUGAAAAAUUUCGAGAAUAAUGUGUUAUCACCCACCCACCCACAUUGGAGGUUGUGUAUUGGACUUCGUUUUGUCUUCUGCCAAUUUUCAGAACAUUAAAGAUGUUUAGGUAAUACCUCUUUACAGUGUAUUCUGAUCAGUGUCAUUACUUUUAGUCUUAAUAUUUUGGUGCUGUGCCUUUGUGAGCGCAUAUUAUAUUUUCAUAAUUAUAGAAAUCUGGAUCUGGAUCAGGGUGGCGUGACAGUAAGAGAUGCCUUGGGCAAGGAUAUGUCUACAUUGUCUGUUAACCAGUUAUCAAAUAUUUAUUACAGGGUAUUUGUGCCUGUGACUAGUAAGUUCUGUCUUUUGAUUACCAGAAGGAUCUCGAUAUGUGAUUUUGCCCCUUGGUAUGAUUCUUCUGUUUCUCAGUGCAUAGGUCUUUUAGAAGUGCCAAGUGUUGCUGGAAUAGAUCAUGGUUUCAUUAUAUAGAAGCCUGUACAGUGUCACAAAUAGGGUAUUGGCUUGUAAGAGGGAAUACUGUACACGUAUUAAAGAAAAAUUGAAUCCUAGCACCAGACGAAUAGUAAGACUUGAAACUUGUCAAAGGUACAUCAGAGGUGUGGUAAUCAAUUUUUGUUCACCCAUCUCAGUGACCUACUUGGCUGUGCAUCUGAAUCUGCUUUGUCUACAUUUGUUUCUGCUUUUCAGCUGGCUUUGGCUUUCCUUGAUUGUUUUUGUUAGAAAACAGACUAUUCACUGGAUUUGGAUUCAUCUGAACUGGUUGCAGAAUUCUUUGUGACUGCUGCAGCUUGUCGAUACUUUUUCUCAGUUUGCUCCAGUUGACAAGGAGGGAGUUCUGGAGUAUGUCAGAGGUUCUAAUAAGAUAUACUGUGCACUUCAUCCUAUAACUGUUUCAAAGAGCUUGCUCACAUAUGAAUAUGUUGUUUCUUUUGUAACCGUGUUGAUUAGUUGUUUUCAAAGUGGAUAUUUUCCACAGUCGUUGAAGGGGGUCUUGGUUUGUUUCCUCCUCAAGAAGCCUUCCUUUGAUUCAGAAAACAAAUCAAAGUAUCAUUCUAUUUAAAUUUUUUCUUCCUUUCUAAACUUACUGAACAUGCUUUUUCUAGAUCAUUCUUUUUCUGCAUCAGUCAUGUUUUACUGUGUGUUUAUUCUAUGUAUUGACCAUUUCAUUCAACUGAGAUGACUGGAAAGUUUACAAUGAUUGGGUACUCAUUGCUUCUUUAGGAAGUACAUCACUGGUAAUUGUUGAACCUCUCUGCUGCAUUUGACGCCAUUGACCAUGGAUUACUGACAAGUGAUCUUUUUUGGCUGUGGACUUAGUAAUUCUGUAUCUAAGCUGUCUUCUUUGUUCUUUGGUGUUUGCCAGUGUUCUGUUCUUGGACUAGCAUUGUAUGCUGUUGAUGUUAGUGGCUUAGUAUUAUUAUUGAAUGCCCAUGGGGGUGAUCAUUUUUAUGCUGAUGAUAUACAUGUAUAGGUCUGCAUCUGAGUUUUGAAUGUAGAAAAUGCAAAACUGUGAUUUUUGUUCUUUUUUGCAUGAUGUUUGAACUGGGAUAGCAGAUAACAAAUUGAAACUAAUUGAGAGUAAGAAAUACAUUUUGAUUAUCAGGGGGAAAUCUCAGGGAAAUAGAGAUUAGAGAUUUUUGUUACCUUAGAUUGAGGUGCUGUAAGUUUGCAGCUUGUUGGAUCAGUAUCUACCUGGAUUCUUCAUUGUCAUUUUUUGGGCAUAUUAACGAAAUUGUUAAAUCUUGAUAAUUAUCAUAUUUGUAAUUUCUUUGUAGUCAUAUAAGACUUUGAUAUGGAGAGUAUCUUGGUUCUCAUCCACACACAUGUUUCCUCUCAAAUUGCAGUUGUUGCCUUGUGAGUUUGCUUUAUUGCUUACUGAAAACUCUUCAGUCUGUACUGAAUUGUGCAGGUAGACUGGUAUUUUUGCUUCUGCUUAGAGUUCUCACUAGUCCCUAAUUGUAUGACCUGCAUUGGCUCUCUAUUGAAACAAGAAUUAAAUUUAAAAUCUGUAUUAUGAUUUGAAGCUAUUAAUCCUUACACUAUCUCCCAUGCAGAUCUGUGUUAUUGAGGCCAAGGUUGCCUACUGCUACAGUUUCUUGUUCAGAAACUGCGGCAGUAGGUGCCUUGGAGACUUCAUGGUCUGCGGAACUCCCUGAAGUUUUUUUUUUUUUUUUUUUUUUUUUUUACACAUUCUCUACACUUUGCUGGUCACCACGUGUGAGCACAGAUGUAACAUCUCUGAGCCACGAAGUAUAGUGCAGUUAGAAAGUGAUCAUCAUAUCUCAAACAAGAGGGUAUUUGGUCAUCAGUAUGGCACUGCAUGUGUUUUGCUGGUGUUGUGACCUGGUGUUUCUGUAUUUGUGGAAUGACAGGCAAGUAGAAGUGACCAUAUGGGAGUCUGUUCCCAGUCUUAACUUGGUACAUAAUAAACCUCUGCAUGGGUGGGGUUAGAGCCCAUGGCAAGUGAGUUGUAAAACUCCAGGCCAGUGUAUAUAAAUAUACCUAGUUGGGUGAAGCUUUUUUGUAGCCAGCUGGCCCAGUGGCUUAUGCUCUGGAUUGUUUGCAAUCAUAUUAUUACGAUUUCGCAAGUCACGAUACAUAUUGUGUGCAUUCAGCACUGCAUUGCUAACAAGAUGAAAAAAAAAAAAAACAUAUAUUGCUGUAACUCCUCUGGAUAUAUUCAACAACCCAAUUUGCAUGUCACAUUUUCUACCAAAUGAAUAUUGCUCGUGUAAUCAUUGACAUCAGUUGGUUUCACAAUAGGUUCAUUAAUUUUUCUGUUCACCUUUCCUGUGUCAUUUCAUUCUCGUGAACAGAUGUCAUCAAUGGCACAUCAUGUUUAUACGCGCUGUACCUCAAACAUUGUCGUGUCCAUUCGCUGGAAAUCCCAGAGUAAAGGGCUUAUGUACCAGUUAUGAGUGUAUAACAUAUGCCCCUUACCAUCAUUUUGUUCAUCACAUCAUCCAAGAUUCCUAAUGAUUUCCUGGUAUCUUCCAGUGGUUUCUUUCCUGUGUACACAAUUAGAUCUAAUACCAAGCUUCUUUCACAAUAUAUUUUCAGGUACAAAAGAACAUCCCUAAUCUUGCAUAACAUGUUCCUGUUGGGGUUACACUUGUCUGGAAAGUACAUACAGGGAUAAGAUCAGCAAAUGCAUGGGUACAUAUUAGGCAGUCUGUAUCAUCACAUUGGGUCCCACAAUCUGUCAUGUCUCUUGUGGAUAACCUUAGGCACACUACCAGAGUACAAUGCUGUACAUAUUGACACCUUUUGGGCAGAUUAUCAUCAGGAUCAUCACUUAUUUGAUCAUUGGUUGCUAGGAUCAAGUUAUCAUGACUGUCAUCAGUACCACUCACUUCUGUGCCCAAGCCAUGGGAGAAUUUUAGAUUUUUCUUACGAUGUGGACUUGUGAUCAUGUUGAUGCCUGAGGUAGAUGGUUUGGGGUCAUCAGAGUUUUCAGUGCUAUUCUUGGCAUUUCCACCUGUCACUUUGUCCUCAGAACUGUUCAACUCGUUUCUAGAAAUUAUAUUUUCAUUUUUAGAACUGUUACUGUUGAAGAGUAAUUGUUUCAUUUGCCUGGGAGUAAGAGUAUCCUGUCUGUGUGCCAUGAUGAACAAUGGUGAAUAAGAUGGCAUUCCCAUGAUGCAUUGCAGCAACCCUGAUUGUUUUUGUACUGUGCAUACCGACCACACAGACCCAUUUUCUUAUACCUAGGCCUGUCAUGCUAAAUUGACUCAAUCUUGUCCAUUUCACUAUGGCACCAAAAAAAGUCCAUAAAAUCAUGAAACCCACACUAGAAAGCACCCUUAAGUUGCUGUUUUAACCCAACACAAGGUUAAGGGUUUAAUGUUCCCAUCAUAUACUGCAUGGGGGCAAGAUAUGUUUUAUAUUGCAUACCCUUGCUUCACAGACCCAUUCUCUCAUAUCUAGGCAUAAAUUUGCUACUCACAGCAAAUAUGAAGGCACUGUAAUUUAUGUAUACAGUUCUAUGGCACUGUCAUUUAUGUGUAGUUCUAUGGCACUGACACUUAUGGCACUGACGUAGAUCUAUGUAGCCACCAGUUUACCAGUUCACAAACCCUAGUAUCUUGCUGAUAUGCUUGUACCUUUUUACAUUACUCUCAGUAAGGUUUCUAUGAAUUGCUGUAGACCUUUCCAGACUGGUUAAACUGUUUGUUGUUGGUGAAAAAUCAUUUGCAGAAUGAUCCUUAUCUCAUGUAGCUCCCAGACUGUAUAACAGGUUACUAGUGUCUUGUUAAGAGUUGGGAAUCAGUUUAUUCUUUUAAAUCUCAGUUGAAAGCACAUCUCUUUUCUAGAGAUUAUGAUCCUGAUGAUCAUAUUGUGACUCUUGUAUAUAAACUUUAAUAUUCUUAUAUAUUUUUAAUCGUAGUUGUUUGAUGUUUGGUGUGUGAGCAUUUGUGAAUUUCUUUAAAGAACCUAAAGAAUGAUAAAAUCCCAAAAUAUUUUUAUUAUUAAAUUAUUAUUAGGCACCAUGUACACAAUGAUUUUUGUUCAUUAUUGUGUUUUUGGGCAAGAAUUAGCUGUAUAGUCCUUGUGGCUUAGCGCUUCUUUUUGAUUAUAAUAAUAAUAAUAAUGGGCAAGAAUUAUAAUUUCCCCCAACCCUGUUAUUCAUUAAAGCAACCCCAUGUCAUCAGUCCAUCAGGACUAUGACUUGAUGCCUACAACCACAAUCAGGCAAGUUUGGUGAGUACAUUGUAUAGGUGUGUAGGUCAGGGGGAAUAGUGACUGACAGAUGAUAGACAUCAUCCUUGACAUGCACACAAUUAAAUGGGGACUUGUCACUACACACAACUUUAAUCGAAACUUCAGUAGUGCAGUAUUCGUAUUGUUUUGCAAAUGAGUCAUUUGCAAAACAAAAUGAAGAGGUUUCCUGGCAGGAGUUCAAGAUAUCAUCCCAGUUUUUUCAAGAGAUGAUACUUUGUUUUUUUUGUGAUGUGUCUCAGUAUAUCAGGAUGGUUUUCUCUAGUCUGCUAUUAAUAUCUAAGGAUGUUUCAGUACUUUCCUCUUUAGAAGGUUUUCAAUAACAUUUGAAAUCAAUCUAAAAUGUCCAGGUUUUGGUUUCUUAAGAGGAGGGGUGUCAGGGGGCACAUCAAAAGCAGUAGCAAUGAGAUGAUUAAUGGUGGAUUUCCCACAACUAUCAUGAAUACAGAUCUCACUUGUGAGCACUUUUUAAUGUGCCCAUGCAAGAAUGCAGGCCUUUACUUCAACAGUGAGUUCAUUCUUAACUAUCUUCAACCUUUUCUAUAGAAAAUAACAGAUCUGAGAGUCACUGGGGUCAAACAAGACAAAAUAGCUCUCUGACUUGUAAAAUGUGACUGUCCCUACUCAGUCUCUGAAAGCUACUGGUGGUGGUAGAAUCUGGUAGUGAGAAUAACCAGACACUAGAGGGGUUUAUAGGAGUCAUCAGAUAAGCUGUCAGGAAAUAAUUACAGGAGUGAAAUUCAAAUAAUGGAGAGCCAUUUUUCAGACUGUUGCAUAGGCAUGCAAAAUUUGAAAUGUGCUUAGCCUGAAAAUUCAAGAGUGAAAAAGAAAAAUUUACGUAUUUUGGUCGCUGCAUGAUCCAAGAAAGAUAUCCCCCAUAUCCCAUAAGCCUAACCCCAUCUACCUCAAUGCAUGCAAAAGUACUCUACAGUACUGAAUUUGCAAAACAAAAUUUUUUUUCUGACCAUCGGUAGGUAGAAUUAAUACUGAAGAUGGGACAUCACGAGCUUAACAUUGUUGGUUUAAUAGGUUUAAAACCUAUUGACUACACAAGGGUCAUUAAGGUUGCAUGUUACUUGCAUAAACCCAAUCAAGGAUGCACUAAUUCCUAAACUUGGUGCUAAAGUGAAUUCUAAGUAUACAUGCCCUUAGAGAUGCAUAAUUCUCAGUGUAUAUUACCUUUGAGCCUACUCUUCUCCUGUAGCCACAAAUAGGUUAUUAACAUGAAUAGAUCUCUAGCCACAAAUAGGUUAUUAACAUAAGUAGAUCUUUGUUCCUGUAUACAAAUAAAUAGAAAUUUCCUAACCUUAAGUAGCACUUCACAAGAGCAUGUACAAAUCACUGGGUCUGUAAUGGUAUAAAUCAGGGGAUCCACUAAGUUACAUUUAUCUACAGGGAGAGCAACAGUUUGUAAGAAAAGCAGCCAUCUAUCUCUUAAGGCUCCUUGCUUGCCAUUUCUCCACACUUUCAGCAGGGAAACCUCUGUGAAGUGAAGGUUUCCCAGUUUCCAGCCAAUGUGAAUCUGGAAGACUAUGUAAUGUAUCAUAUUAAUGUAGUUUUUAGAGGGCUGUUUCCAUGAACCUUUUAUAUAGUAAGACCAAAUAAAGUAUGGGUGGGUGGGAAUGAUGUGGUUCAGGGGAGGCCAUUUGAACUGUGAGUCUCAGCAUUUCUGGCAAGACAGAUAUUAAGUAAGUGAUGAUGAAUGCAUUUCCUUCUUUAGGUCACCCUCCAUUGGUUGGAAACUCAUUUGAUAAAAAAUAUAAAAAUAAAGAAAUAACUGACUUUAUGGUUAAAUUUUUGUUCUAAAUUAUUUUCUAUUGCUAUUGUAUCUCUGCAGUUUUUUUUAAAACAGCUGAAUUAUUAGUGUUGUAACUGAAAUGAUGUGUCUGCCUGUUUUUGUUACUAUGGAGUUUUAAGUAGCUACACCUUUUAAGUUAAUUUUUUAUUUUAGAAUACAGUAGGACCCCCGUAUCUGUGGGGGCCAAGUUCCAAACACCUGCCACGGAUAUUGAAACCGCAGAUAGUAAUGAACCCUAUAUAUAAGUCGUUUUUCAGUUACAUACAUACCUAUGAUGAAGUUUAAUUAAUAAAUUACUCACAAUAUGAUGAAGUUUAAUUGAUAAAUUACGCACAAUGACUGGAGAAUUGGCAGUUUUUCAAUGACAUUAAGCACGGCUUUUCUUAGGCUUUGAAGUACUUCUAGCAUCACUACUUUUGCACUCUGAGGCCAUUAUUAAGCAAAAGUAAGGGUUAUUUUCUGGCCACCAUAAACCAUGGAUAACAGACCCACAGAUACGGGGGUUCUACUGUAUAACUUCAUACGCAUUAUUGGAACACAAGGAAAUCCUAUCAUACAUUGUCCCUAUGCCAGUAACUGUGGUGAUGUAAAUGAGAUAGUAUGUUAAAUAGUGUUGGUCAACAUCCAUGGUCCAAGACUAUUCACCCAGCAAUCAGAAACAUUGCCAGAACAAACACACAAUUUAUCAAGAGGAAACUGGAUUACUACUUUUCCCAAGUACCAGAUCACUCGAGUUGUGAUGGAUAUGUUGGCCAGUGGGCUGCCAAUAGCAACAACCUGGUUGAACAGGCAAUCAACAGAAAAGCCUAACCCCAGGGUAGGCUGUGAUGAUAGAAAAGUUCACAAAACCAGUCACAGGUACUCCCUUGAUAGUAGGUCAGAGGUAGAUAAAAGGCACUGAUAGGAAUACCUUACUAUUGAUGGAAUAUCAUCUACCUUUUUCCAUAAAAAAGUCAGUCAGUCAGUAAUAUGAAUGAUAUUUCAUCUUCCUUGACAAUUCAAUAACAAGUUAAAUUCUAAUAAGGGCAAGAGAAGUCAAUCUCUUGAAUGAUUCUCCUACACCUCUACUUCAUUUCUACCAGUGUAUUCAGAAGCAUUCCUGUGCACUGUCAGUGCUUUCUUAGAAAAUAUUACUCUUAUGGUCAGGGCUUAGUAAGGAUUAAGGGUGCUCUUUGUACCUGUGAACAACACUUCAGUAAAGAACGGGUCUUUGAAUUGCAAGUACAUUAGCCAAGUAAUAUUUAUGGAAUUUUGUGUGCUGGUAUUUCUAGUCAUUUGUCCAGGAAUUCUAAGAAUUCUUGUAUAUACUGUACUAUAUAUGCAUAGAUAGGAAUUAGAAUAGGAUAGAGGCACAAAAAAAUUAAUACAGUAUUGAUAAAUUAGAUUAAUAACCAUGGAACAGUUGUGGGUUUGAACUUGCCAUGGGUUCAAACCCCACCCAUUCCAUGGUUUGCUUGCAGUCGUGUUAUGAUUUCAUGAGCCAUAAUGAAGUAGACUCUCAGGCUUUGGAGGAUUAAAUUAUGUAACUCAGUUUGUAGUAUAACAUUGUGUGAAUCCACUAUACCAAGUUUUGUGGCAUGCAGUUUUAAAGUGGCUAUAGCAUUUAAGUGUUAAUUGAGUAGAAGUUCAUUAUUACAUGAAAUGAAGAAUUGAUUGGAUAAUAUUGGCUGCUUUCACCACUGUGUUAGAUAGCACUUAAAAAAAAAAAGCCACUUCUGUUUUACAAUGGAAAGUUACAGAUACUGUAAUUGCGUCAGACCUGAUUAUUUCCCAUUCCACUGGUGCUGUAUGACCCUAUAUGAGUUAUGCACUUCUUUGAUUAUAAUAAUAAUAAUAAUAAUUGUACUCUGAAUUGAAUACAUGUAUACUUUUCUAAUAUAAACUCAUAAUUUGUAUUAGUCUGCAUGAAAAUUCACCUUUUUUUUUUUUUGUCCUUUGCUGUUCUUUACCAUAUUUUCAUUUAGCCUUAUUUAUUUUAAAGUAGUGUACAUAAAAAUGUCUGUCACCGGUUUGUAUGUUUUCACACCAAAGCUGGAUAUUUACACAUUCUGAAACUGACGUUUUGUAAUCACGAUUAAAUACAAUUUAUGACUUCA